CAGGCACAUUACGCGGGCAUUAUCCGCCCAAACAGGGCAAGCAUGCCCAUAUAUGGCCACCGCAAAUCCGCCAUUGGCGGGCAGCCCGAGCUUCUCCACGACUGUGAGACUCCGUGUCUGCGUAUUGCGCCUGGGCUAGCUGCGUGUUGCCUGGACAGACACUCACCAUGUCAACGCGUCGUCUGAGCACCGUCCACGAUCUCGCGUCUCUUCGUCUGCAUCCCGACGGAACUCGCGUCCAGAACAGCGAGAAGAACCUGCGCAUCCGCGCAUCCAAAUACGCAGCGCAGGACACCAAGGGCAAUUGGUUUGCGCGCGACGCAGGCGGGACAGGCAACGUCAAGCAGCGAUGGGCAAAACCACGCGAUGAGGACGCGGACGAAGAGAGUUCGAGUACGGAUGAGGACGAACUACCGGCGAAGAAUAAGGGGAAACAGCGGGCAACAGAGGAUAAUGAGGAGGAACAGCUAAAGGACAAUAGGGCACGGAAGCGGCGACGGUUCUACGAGGAUGAGUCUUUCAUUGCGGCUACACCGUCAGGCGGUCCUUCAGCUCAGGGCAGCCCGAAGGCGUCUUCAAGUAGACUAUCCGAGUCGGAACCUCCUGCGGACUGGGUGCUCCCUACGCCAUCAGCUGAAACGUUGAAAUGCAUGCACUACUUCGCUUGCAAUUAUUACACAGCCAUGGGACAGCUACGCGAUAGCACCAAAGGGGCCCGCCGAUCUAAGAAAGCCAGGCGGAGAAAGAGACUCCAGGAGGAGGAAGACGGCGCAAGAAGCAGCGAACCCCCUGACGAGCCUGCUCCCCAUGAGAGUUCUACAGAGGAAGAGUCUAGUUCGGCUUCGGAAAGCGAGGACGAUGAGGAUGAAGACGCAAAUGGUGGCAACUACAAGCCGCAGAUGCGUAGUCGAAGACAGAGGAGAGCAAGUCCUGACAUGUACAAAGCCUUCGACGGAUCCGCUCUCAUGGCAAUCUCAAUGUUCGUGCAGGAACAUAUCGCGCAGCUGUUGUCCGCAGACGUACCGGAUGAGUGGGACGCAGAGAUGGAGGCAGACAGACAAGCUCAGCGUGGCAAGCAAGCAGCACUCAACAGUCUCCUCGAGAGCCAGCAUGGGCGGCCGAGCUGGAAGGUCCGAAGUCGAAAAGCGAAGGACGUCGGGGACGAGGAGGUGGCUGAGGAGCCUGACAAAGACAAAGACAUAGAGACACCCGGUAGGCGGACCAGAGGCGUUGUUCUGCCCAAGGUCUCGGUUCCAUUUUUGGAUGACAGUUCGGAGGACGAGGACUAUGUCCCAUAGGUUCGUUGUAUAGCCAAUUGUCGUAGAUAUUUCGCAGCCCACCUGGCAGCGGAGACCUCUGCAGCACUUCGAGCUACAGAUAAGGGCUGUCAUAUUGAAUACAUACAUACCUGGCCGUCGACU
Molecule: messenger RNA, 1421 nt
Organism: Rhodofomes roseus
Lineage: Eukaryota; Fungi; Basidiomycota; Agaricomycetes; Polyporales; Fomitopsidaceae
Exons: 3
Coding region: 168-1298 (376 amino acids)
Source: RefSeq, a predicted model, not a curated record